Elephantulus edwardii (Cape elephant shrew) is the source of this 1173-nucleotide messenger RNA. It is a transcript of the gene CFHR5, whose product is annotated as complement factor H-related 5. The transcript has 7 exons. Bases 1 to 1173 code for a protein of 390 amino acids. NCBI's taxonomy places the organism in Eukaryota, Metazoa, Chordata, Mammalia, Macroscelidea, Macroscelididae. The record is from RefSeq and is a predicted model, not a curated record.
AUGUUGCUCUUAAUCAAUGCCAUUCUGAUCUUGUGGGUUUCCACUGUUGGGGGACAAGUGGGACUUUGUAAUUUUCCAAAGAUAAAGCAUGGAAUUCUAUAUGAUGAAAAUAGAGUCAAACUAGCCUUUCCGGUUGCUAUAGGAACAAUCAUCUACUACUCCUGUGAAUAUAAUUUUGUAUCUCCUUCAAAAUCCUUUUGGACUCGGAUAAUCUGCACUGAAGAAGGAUGGUCACCAAUACCCAAGUGUCUCAGACUAUGUUUCUUUCCUUCCGUGGAGAAUGGUCAAUCUGCAUCAUCAGGACAAACAUACGUGGAAGGUGAUAAUGUAAUUAUUUACUGUAACACAGGCUAUAGUCUUUCAAAUAGUGGGAACAACAUUUCUUGUACAGAAGAUGGCUGGUCCUCUCCUCCGACAUGCAUCCGUGAUAAACAAGUAAAAGCUUGUGGUGCACCUCCUCCACUCCUCAAUGGGAAACUUAAAGAGACAGGAAAAGAAGCAUAUGGACACAGUGCAGUAGUGGAAUAUGAUUGUGAUCAUAAUUUUCAGUUGAAGGGGCCUAGAAAAAUACAGUGCAUGGAUGGAGAAUGGACGACUUUGCCCAUUUGUGUUGAACAAGUGAAAACAUGUGGAAGUAUACCUAAACUGGAGAACGGCUAUGUCCAGACUUCUGUACCUCUCUAUCAACAUGGAGAUUCAAUAGAGUUGAGUUGCAAGAAAACACAUACAAUGAUUGGAAAAAAUGUAACUACUUGCAUUGAUGGGCAAUGGACCCAGCUUCCUCAGUGUAUUGAGUUGAAAGGGCAAUGUGGGCCACCUCCGUCCAUCAGCAACGGAGAUAUCACCUCAUUCCCAUUACUGCGAUAUCCUGCAGGAUCAACAGUCACAUAUCUUUGCCAGUCUCUGUAUGAACUCCAGGGCUCUGCAAACGUAAUAUGCAAUAAUGGACAGUGGUCAGAACCACCAAGAUGCAUAGAUGCUUGUGUAAUAUCUGGAGAAAAUAUGGACAAAAAUAACAUAGAACUAAGAUGGACAAAACACAAAAAACUUUAUUCAAAAACAGGUGAUGUUAUUGAAUUUAAGUGUACACCGGGGCACAAAAUGAAAACACCACAAGAAUCUUUUCGCACAGUUUGUCAGGAAGGGAAAAUUGAAUAUCCCAGGUGUGAAUAA